AUGAGCGCUAACAACACCCCUCCACUUUCCCCAUCCAGCAAUGAGGGCAUCGAAAACCUCCAAAUUCCAGCCUUUUGGAACCGCCUCGACAAGAGGUAUGAUUGGAACUACAGUACGACGCCGCAAGCAGGGUUGGAUGGGCGGAGUGUGGAGUAUAGGAGGGGGUGGGUUGUAGGUGGGAGUAGUAGUAUUAAUGCGUGUGGGUACACCCGUGGUGCCAAAGAUGACUACGACCUCUGGGCUAGGAUCACGAAGGAUAAGAGGUGGAGCUGGGAGGCGAUGUGGCCUUACUUGCUUCGAAACGAGAACUGGACACUCCCAAUCGGCGGACGCGACCCCGCAGGGCAAUUUGAUCCGCGGUACCACGAUACGAAGGGGAAUGUACGCGUUGCGUUGGCGUGGGAUGGGCCGAAUGCGCAUGACCUACGGGCGCUCGAAGCUGCUACCUCCAAGGAGAUGAAAGUGAAUGAGGAUUUUAGGUUUAAUCUUGAUAUGAACGAUGGGAGUCCGAGAGGUGUAGGAUGGAACCAAUUCACAGCUGGAGGCGGAGAGCGCAGUUCAGCAGCUACAGCCUACCUCCCCACGCACGUCCGGGAACGACCGAAUUUGACUAUUUUGUUGAAUACUUUAGUACUGCGUGUUCUACCCAGUCGGGAGGGGGAGGGUGGGCAGUUGGAUGUGAGGAGUGUGGAGUUAGCGCCGAUGAUCGCGAGGUCAGGUGGUCGUUCGUCAAGUGGUACGCUUUCUCCUGCUCUCCAGGCUCUAGCAUCCGACCUUUCCUCCGCCGUAGUUACGCCAAACUCGACCCGCACCGUAACAGCUUCCAAGGAACUCAUCCUCUCCGCCGGCGCGAUCAACUCCCCGCACAUCCUCCUUCUCUCUGGAAUCGGGAACCGCACGGAGUUGGAGGAGGUGGGUGUGGACGUUGUGCAUGACUUACCGGGUGUUGGGAAGGGGAUGAGCGAUCAUGUUAAUGUGGUUGUUAGGUGGAGGGCGAAUGUUAGUGCGGAGGUGAUCGAUGAAGACCAAGCCCUCCUCCAAUGGCGAACGAACCGGACUGGACCCUUCUCUAAAGCUACGGAUCAUCUGUACCUCUACUUCCGUCUUCCGGAUAACUCAAGUGUGUUUGAGACGUGGAAGGAUCCGAGUCCUGGGCGCGGGUCAGCACAUUUCGAGUUACCCUUGGAGAAAUCCGCACCUGAGAUACCGGGGUACAUGGCCUUCUUGACGCCUUACUCACGCGGCACAGUAACACUCUCCUCCUCAAAUCCCUACGACCCACCGCUCAUCGACCCGAACUUCCUCUCCCACCCAUUCGACCUGGCGGCUAUAACCGAAGGAAUCCGUACCGCCAACGCCUUUUACUCCUCUCCCUCGUUCAAACGGGAUAACUACAUCAUGGAGUUCAUUGGUCCAGAUCCAGAUAAACUCAGUAAAGAGGAAUUUGAGAGGGAGAUUAAGAAGACGAUGGGGUCGUUUUUGCAUGCUGUUGGGACUACUGCUAUGGGACCUUGGGGUGUGGACGACGACAAUGAUGGCGAUGGUGCGAAGGGAGUGGGAGGGCGAGUGGUUGAUCCGGAGUUCAGGGUGAGAGGUGUGAAGGGGUCGAGAGUUGUCGAUGCUGGCGUUAUCCCGUACGUUCCGUCUGGGCAUACUCAAGCGCCAGUCUAUAUCGUAGCCGAAAGAGCAGUCGAUUUCAUCAGAGAGACGUGGAUGUAA
This is a messenger RNA of Coprinopsis cinerea okayama7#130, 1719 nucleotides long. RefSeq lists its product as hypothetical. The transcript has 8 exons. The coding region runs from base 1 to 1719 and encodes 572 amino acids. Gene Ontology annotation, molecular function: flavin adenine dinucleotide binding; oxidoreductase activity, acting on CH-OH group of donors. The record is from RefSeq and is a predicted model, not a curated record. Lineage: Eukaryota; Fungi; Basidiomycota; Agaricomycetes; Agaricales; Psathyrellaceae.